Sinocyclocheilus rhinocerous is the source of this 2154-nucleotide messenger RNA. It is a transcript of the gene fam120b, whose product is annotated as family with sequence similarity 120 member B. The transcript is spliced from 8 exons. Lineage: Eukaryota; Metazoa; Chordata; Actinopteri; Cypriniformes; Cyprinidae. The record is from RefSeq and is a predicted model, not a curated record. The coding region runs from base 178 to 2154 and encodes 658 amino acids. Gene Ontology annotation, cellular component: nucleus.
AGGAAGUGAGCGCAACUUUGUAAACAUCAGCGGUUUCGGCUAUUGUAGCAGCCGUGCUGCUUUGAGCGAGAGAGCGCUUAAACGCUCACUAACUCGAGUAUUCUAGUUAAACUAUGCGUGACAUCCCACCCAUCAAGUAGUGCAUGAACUUGCAGAUGAGUUUUCACACAGCUGAAGAUGGGUGUGAAGGGCUUACAGUACUUUAUGGAGGCAUGUUGCCCAGACACUUGUGUGCCAGUGGACCUGAAACAGAUGGCAGCCGAUCAUGUCAAAGCCCAUCCGGACAGUACCGCCACAGUAGUAGUGGACGGAAUGGCCUGUUUAAGAUACUGGUAUCGCUGUCAAGCCUGGGUCCAUGGUGGUCAGUGGCAAGAGUAUAUGCAUAUCCUUCAAGAAUUCCUGGAUGCGUUCACGGCUGCAGACAUACGUUUAGUCUUUUUCUUCGACGGAACGGUCGAGGAACAAAAGCGGGCAGAGUGGGUGAAGAGGCGGCUGAGAGUCAACCAAGACAUCGCGAGAAUAUUUCAGCACAUUAAGACUCACGGUCAGCAGCCGAACAGCAGAGACCUUUUCUGCCUUCCCUCCGGACUCGCAACCUUCUCCAGAUUUGCCCUCAAAAGCCUCGGCCAGGAAUCACGGUGCUCUGUCCGCGAAGGAGAUUAUGAGAUUUCCGACUACGCUUUGUCUCACAACUGCAUGGGCAUCCUUGGUCAAGAUACAGACUUUGUUAUCUACAACACCGUUCCAUACCUGUCCAUCAAUAAACUCAAUUUAAACAACAUGACAACAGUGCUGUUCUCCAGAGAGCGGUUAUGCCAUGUUUUGAAGCUUCAUAUGACUGACCUCCCUCUCUUGGCCUGUCUGUUGGGCAAUGACGUCGUGCCUGAGCAGCAAAUGGAGCGUCUCCGCAACAGUGCUUUGGCGUCAUACCGAAUGAAACACAAGCAAGUUCAGGGAGACAAGGUCUAUGCUGUUGCAGACUUCAUUAGCGUGCAUCAUCCCAGCAGUGAGGGAACAUCUGGAGUUUCCUCCCUUUCAUUAGUUGAAGCAGAGAAAGAAGCUUUAGAAAAAGGCAUACGCUUGUAUUUACUUACAGGACAAAUGUCCCCUUGGUUAGAAAGCAGCCGUGCCUUUCCUGAGUCUGUGUGUUUGAUGGGCAAUUAUGUACCUGGUGACAUAUUACAGGCAGCGAUGGAAAAGCACACACAGGCAGAGUGUUUCCUGGUCUAUAAUGUGUUACAUGAUGGGGUCGUGGAGUGCAGUAACACGUUGGAAGAUGAGGAUGAGGUGGAGUUACCCCCGCAGGCCGUCUUAUAUCUUCCUGUCCGAGAACGCAUCUACGGCCUUUUACUGCCAGUGCAGCCAGAUUGUUCUGGUCACACUGUGUCAGUCAAAGAAUGGUUCGUCUUUCCAGGAAAUCCACUUAAGGAGCCAAACAGAGUCACUCCAAAACCCCUCAACCAUCUAAAAGGGCCCCCUGAUCUGAUGGCUCUGUGGUUUAGGACGGACCCAGAAGUGAAAGCAGUCCAAGCAUCAACACUCCUGGAUGUUUUUGAGCUGUAUGAGUUUUCUGAAGAGCUGAAGCACUUUGACAGCCCUUUGAUUGCUGUGAUUUGUCUUGUAACCUACAUCACCAUUCAGGCGAGACAGCUUUCCCUGGAAGACGUAGAUGCAUAUCUAAGCCAAGCUGUUUGUGUCAGAUUCAAAUCCUUCAGAGAAAUGCAACAGCUCAGGACCCCUGUUGUGGACCCUAGGGCCAUCCAGCUCGGCUCUCUCUUUGUUCGGGGUCUGACCUACCUCAUCUCAGCCAACAGUGCUUGUGGUUUCCCUUUCCCGAUGGGUGAGCUCAUGCCGUGGAGGACCUUUGACGGCCUGCUCUUCCAUUCAAAGUAUCUGCAAGCCCACUCAGGCUGUCCAAAAGAGGAGCUCCUUGAAGGAAAUCCCUCUUGGCUGUCUUUGUUCCUGUCCGUCAGAGAGCUGGUGCUGGAAGCCUGCAGGAGGCGCGGCGUCCCCGUCCACAGCCGACCGCGCAGACUACAGCGCAGAGAUGGUGCGCAUCACUGUGAAUUUCCUUUUCCAUUUCAUAUCCAUCACUUUACUUAUUAUCAACUCAUUUUUACAUUGUCUGCACUAGUUUUUGAGGAAAAUGUGUAA